Messenger RNA from Poecile atricapillus (Black-capped chickadee), 607 nucleotides. RefSeq names its product dynein light chain Tctex-type 2 (gene DYNLT2). Gene Ontology annotation, cellular component: cytoplasmic dynein complex; cytoplasm. Gene Ontology annotation, biological process: microtubule-based movement. Lineage: Eukaryota; Metazoa; Chordata; Aves; Passeriformes; Paridae. Gene Ontology annotation, molecular function: dynein intermediate chain binding. The transcript is spliced from 4 exons. The record is from RefSeq and is a predicted model, not a curated record. The coding region runs from base 89 to 544 and encodes 151 amino acids.
CCUCCGUUACCGCCGCCCGCGCGCCGCCUCACGGCCGGCUCGCGAGCAGGGCCCGGGCCGCCGCACUCCGCCCAGCGGGACCGCGGCCAUGGAGGGAGGGAAAAAGCGCCAGGAUAAAGACACAUCAAAAGGAAAAAAGACAUAUCAGGAUGCUUCAGGCACGGCUCCAACAGAAGAAAAGGCAAAGCCAAAAGGCCGUAACACGUACAGACUGGAGCCACGUACUAAAGUUCAGGACAGUUUAAUAAGAGACAAAGCUCAAGCAAUACUAACGAAUAAACUACAAGAAGCCACAUACGAUGGAGCUUCUAGUCCCUUCUUGUGUGCUUCAAUCUCAGAAGAUAUAUUAAAGGCUGUGAAGGAAUUGGACUAUGACCGUUAUAAGUAUGUGGUAUCAGUGCUAAUUGUGGAAAAGGCAAACCAGGCAAUGAUUGUUGCCAGCAGAUGCCUCUGGGAUGAUCAAAGGGACACUUGGGUUUCAGCUAAAUGUGAAACCGAUACAUUUAUUGCACUGGCUUUGGUAAUGGCUUGUUAUUACGACUAAAACUCUGAAAGACACAGCUACACUCCUGCAUCACAAUACGUGGUAUAUUUGAAAAUUUUCGAA